GUUUGUAUGUGCCACGAGACAAAGGGGGGGAGAGAGAGGUAUAGCGGCGGCGCGUGGUGGGCGACUACGUCGGCGGCUAGACGCGAUGAGCGGGGAAGGUGAGGGAAGGCGGCGCGGCAGCGGUCCUGGCCGCCCAGACGGCAUGCGCGGGGAAGGGGAGGAAAGGCGGCGCGGCAGCGGUCGUCGCCGCGCGGGCCGCUCGCGUGGCGAGCAGCCAAAUAGGGCCGAAGGUAUGACCCCCCUAAUGUUUGCAUCACAUCAUGUGGGAAAUGAAGCCAUUGUCAAAUACCUUAUCAGCAAUCAAGCUGAUCCAAACAAAGCAGACAAUUCUGGAAUUACUCCACUCCACAUUGCGGCAAGACAAGGCUGCUAUGAAAUUGCUGAGUACUUGUUGUCAAAAGGAGCAAAUGUUGACCCCUUAUGUCAAGAUGGCCAAUCACCGCUAUUAUGUGCUGCUCUCCAGGGAAAUGAAAGAAUAGUGACACUCCUUUUGAAGCAUAACGCAGAUUAUAACAGAAUGUCAAAGAAAAUGAUAACACCGCUGCUCGCAUCCCUCCAUUGUUCUUCGUUGAGUUGCUUGGAGAUACUAAUUGAGGCUGGUGCUGAUGUGAAUGGGGCUGGCUGUUCUGUACCACCAAUAGCUCUAGCUGCUUAUAAAGGCUUACAUGGCUGCAUCCAGUGUUUGUUGAGAAACGGUGCUAAUCCCAAUGUUCCUGAUGAAGAUAAUAACAUUCCAAUCCAAUUUGCUGCGUUCAAAGGAUGGGAGAGAUGCGUGGAGAUUCUUCUCCCUUACGCGCCCCAUUUGGCACAGUAUGAAGGCCUGACCACUUCUGAAAUAGUCCAGUGGGAAAAAACUGAUCGCUUUGUCAGAAGCAGUAGGGCUAUUGAACAGGGGGAUGCUGCAUAUCGGAGGAAAGAAUAUGAUAUUGCAUUGAGAUUCUACACAGAAGCAGCUCAGGUUGGUCACCAGGAUCCAACAUUGUAUGCAAAGAGGAGUCUUUGUCAUCUAUAUCUGCGUGUUCCAGCAAAAUAUACUGAGGAAGCAAUUAACUACAUGAAUAUGGUGCAGCCAAAUUUAUCGACACUUGACCCUGAAUCUGAUGCUAAGAGAAUGGUGCUGGAUUUUGGUAGAACCUGGAAAGAAUCGGGGUUUGCUUCGACGCCGGGUUCUGGAAGUAGCCCGACUGACAAAACAACAAGUGAGGAGCAUCAGUGAAGUGGUAGCAUGCUGGGCGUCCACAGAACCUGCGUGGUGUUGAUAAGUGCUACCGUUAGGAGAUCAGACAUAUGUUAGGAAUAAAUGGUCCAGGCUUGGCAUCCUCUGUUUUUGGAGGCGAAACGUAUUGAAUUCAGUUCUCUUCAUUUCACACUUUUUCGGCUCUGUUUUCUGAGGUCGGUUUUGCAUUCGAUUAGAAACAGUCAAACAGGUGUAGCUCGAUCGGCUGCUAGAGGAUUCUGUAACCCUAGCGCUUGCAAAUAUGCGUUGGUGUGUCUGAGAUUUUAUGGCAUAUGCCAGUUAUGGUUUGUGGAUAUUCCUCUGAGCUCUGAUAUUAUAGACAGAGCAAAUACGCGUGGUGAGAUUUUCUGGCAUAUGAUGGUUAUGGUUUCUAGUAA
Messenger RNA from Sorghum bicolor (sorghum), 1614 nucleotides. Its product is annotated as ankyrin-1. NCBI's taxonomy places the organism in Eukaryota, Viridiplantae, Streptophyta, Magnoliopsida, Poales, Poaceae. The record is from RefSeq and is a predicted model, not a curated record. Bases 86 to 1216 code for a protein of 376 amino acids. The transcript is spliced from 10 exons. Gene Ontology annotation, molecular function: protein binding.